AAAUCCACUUUUUUUUUAAUUUGUAUAUCCGUAUUUAUUUUAUGUAAAUAUAUAUAAAUAGAUAUGAUAUAGGGUCAACGUCGAUUCAUCAACAGAGAAGGAGAUCUAUUGCGGCUGAACAUUACGAUCCGGAAAAGGAUGACGAUGGUCCAGCCGUUAUCCAUCCCAAAUCGAAAGAGCAGGAGGAACGUCUUAGAUCAACGCUAAAAAACUGCUUUUAUUUUCGUCAUUUGGAUAGUGAUCAGCUAAAAUUAUUAAUAGGCGCAAUGUUCGAAAAGAAGGUAGAGAAGACUAAUGAACUUAUCAUUAAACAAGGAGAUUACGGAGAUUAUAUGUACGUUGUUGAGGAAGGCAAAUUUGAAGCGUUACUAUUAAAGAACGAAAAAGGUAAAAAUGGCAAAGCCGAAUAUGUUAGGACUGUACCGCCAAAAGUUUACGAUAACGAAGGCUUCUUCGGGGAACUUGCUCUAAUGUAUAAUACAGUUAGGGCUGCUUGCAUAAUUUCAAGAUCUCCUGGAAAAUUAUGGGUUCUAGAUAGGCAAACGUUCCGUAGAACAAUAAUUAAAUCAACUCACGAAAAGUUGAAACAAUACGAGGAAUUUUUACAAAAAGUUCCACUGUUUAAUGAACUAACAAAUUACGAAAGAAAUAAUAUUGCAUACGCCCUACAAACUAUAGAAUUUAAAGACAAAGAUAUCAUUUUAAAGCAAGGAGAACCUGGAGAUUCAAUGUAUUUUGUCGAGAAAGGAUUGGUAAAAUGCACCAUAAAGGAUAAAAUCGAAGGAGAGAAAGAAGUAAGUAAAAUCGGACCCGGAGGAUAUUUUGGAGAACUAGCUCUCCUUUCUGAAAAGCCUAGAGCAGCUAGUGUUUACGCUACAGGCGAUACCAAAGUUGCCAAAUUAUCCCGAAAGGAUUUCGAUCGACUCUUAGGAAAUUGUCAAGAUAUUUUAAAGAGAAAUGCAGAAGCAUACGAAAAACAAUUACGAAAAGUUUUCGGUUCAUCGAAAGAUAUUGAAUCAAUUCUUUAAAGUGACAGAGAAGGAUGAUAGGAAGAAGAUGACGAUGAUUAUGAUGAUGAUGAAGGCGGCAAAGAACUAUUCAAUUUAUUAAUAUUUAGUUUUUACAUAAAUAUGUAUGUAUGUAGAUUUGUAUGUAUGUAAUCGUGUGAGUGUUUGUAAUGAACGUUAGUUGAC
This is a messenger RNA of Dimorphilus gyrociliatus, 1193 nucleotides long. The record is from the annotation of a GenBank genome assembly. Lineage: Eukaryota; Metazoa; Annelida; Polychaeta; Dinophilidae.